AUGACAUCACCUAGCAUCCAAAGAAUCCCUUACUCCGCUCCGCGAGACGAGUUUAUCAAUGCGUUGAAGAAGGAUGGUUGUGUUAUCGUUCAAGACUUCACAACGCUAGAAACCCUAGAACAGGCACGUCAAGAGGUUGAGCCAUGGCUAGCCCAGGAAGACAAGCGGAGCAAAGUUGGUGCGCUUAAUGGAGGAACAAGAACCUGCACCCGUCUCGUCGGACGUAGCCAGACUGUCCGUGAGAAAUUCUUCUCCGACCCCCUAUACCAGGACAUGGCUGAGCAGUUCCUCGUAAUCGAGACAACAAACUGGUACAACGAAGAGCCCUCCACAAGCACCACUCAUCCCCUUCUGUCCAUCUCCAUCACUAUGGACAUUCACCCCGGGGCCAAGGCGCAGAAGCUUCACCGAGAUGACAAGAAUCAUCACGCUCGCCACGCCCCCGCUCAGGCUUACCACCAUAACCGAGACAUGCUGCUGGGUCUUUUCGUGCCAGGCUGCGAUACUACGCGUGCGAUCGGCGCCACUCGUGUCAUCCCAGGCAGCCAUCUCUGGGGCGACGAGAAGCCAGACUUCGGUCCGAACCUCGACAAGGGUGUCAUUGAUGCAGAGCUGAAGGCAGGUGAGGCAUUUCUCAUGCUCGGAAGUCUGUACCAUGGCGGUGGGGAGUUUUAUCAAACGACUGGGAACCGCAUGGUCCAUAUUAUGUUCAUGUGUAGUGGUGUUUAUCGCCAGGAGGAAAUUUCGUAUCUUUCUUAUCCGGUUGAAGAUGUCAGAACAUACUCGAAGCUGGUUCAGGAAUGUCUUGGUUGGAAGCAGUCGGAGCCGAAUCUAGGCUGGGUGGAUCUGGUAUCGCCGGAGGCUUUGUUGGUCUAG
Messenger RNA from Aspergillus steynii IBT 23096, 876 nucleotides. Its product is annotated as phytanoyl-CoA dioxygenase family protein. The record is from RefSeq and is a predicted model, not a curated record. The transcript is spliced from 4 exons. Lineage: Eukaryota; Fungi; Ascomycota; Eurotiomycetes; Eurotiales; Aspergillaceae. The coding region runs from base 1 to 876 and encodes 291 amino acids.